CUUGCGGAAACGGCGCAUCGGCGGAUCCUUGCAUGCUUGCUCGAGCCACAGUGGAAAGAUUUUGCUUUGCCGGACAACUGAGCGGGUUUUUGACGUGUAUUCAUCGCCAUGUCGUCUCUUCUGAAGGUCGACCGGGACCUGAAGACCAGGGUGGAAACGUUCAGGGAGCAGAUCAGCAGUGAGGCCGAGCACCUGGUUGCCAGCUUCUUCCCUAAAAAGCUCCUGGAGUUGGAUCAAUUUCUCAAGGAGCCCAUUCUCAACGUGGUCGACCUGAAAGAGAUCCAUUCAGAGGUUAAGUUCAAAGUGCCAGAGCCCAUCCUCUUCACCAACAGCCAUGAUGGCGUGGACCUGAACACCAAGAAGAGGAAACUAGAGGACGGAGUCACUGAUGAGAGCUGGCAAGGGGGAACCAAAACCGUGGUGGUGCCAGAGGGGAUGUUGAAAUGCAACACCAAGCUGGUGGACCUGAUUGAACGAGUCAAACCAGAGAUCAGGACAUUGAUUGAGAAGUGUAACACAGUAAAGAUGUGGGUCCAGCUGCUCAUCCCCAGAAUAGAAGAUGGAAAUAACUUUGGAGUCUCCAUACAGGAAGAGACGGUGGCAGAGCUGAGGACGGUGGAGUCCGAGGCAGCGUCUUACUUGGACCAGAUCUCCAGAUAUUACAUCACCAGAGCCAAGCUCGUCUCCAAAAUUGUCAAGUACCCUCACGUGGAGGACUACAGGAGAACUAUCACAGAGAUCGAUGAGAAGGAGUACAUCAGUUUGAAAAUCAUCGUUUCAGAGCUCAGGAAUCAAUAUGUGAUUCUUCACGAUAUGAUCCUGAAGAACAUUGAGAAGAUCAAGAAACCCAGAAACAGCAACGCUGAAGCUCUUUACUGAUGACCUCUACACAACAAAACGCACACACACACACACAAUACCUGAGCUCAGUCAAACCGUACAUGACCAAUUAUUCUCGCUGUUGUUCUGGAGUACCUGAUGGUUUUGGGGUUUUACAACCUGAAGACAAUUCAUGAAGUGUCAAAUGAGAGGCUGCCUUUGGACGGAUGGUGUGCUGAUAUUCAGUAUUGAAAAGUUGAAAUAUAACUGUGCUCACAAUUCAAUAUGUGAAACCAUAGUGAGCUGUAAACAUGAUACAUGAUAUGAUGUAGAGGAAGCCAUGAAAAUGCAUUUAAAAAUCACACACACACACACACACACCUCCAUCUUUGUUUUUAGUUAUUUGUCCUUACUCUGCAGUCAUCCACAUGCUUUCUGACAUGUUACCUUCAGUUUGGGUUUUCCAGUACUCUGGAAUCUGACCUCGGACAAUUCCUCUCCCAUAAUUAUCCCGACUGCAAGCUGCUGUAGCAAAGACCGCCCCCAUGGCCGUCCUCCCAUCUGCUCCACUGGGACCGAAGCUCAGAGAUUCCUGCUGCUCUCCCACCCCCGGAUGCUGUUCCUCUCCCAGGAUUUAUCAUCUUUUCUUAAAUGGUUUUGUUGUUUUUGGCCCCAUGUUGCCUGACCCCCACAGGGAGGUUUUUCUUUGUUCAGCUCUCUCUCGGUUGACUGUCAAACUGUUAAGCGACCAUCAACUCACAUAGGAUGCAGACCGCUUUCCUCUGGGCCUCAGAAAACAGCUGUAGUUGUGUAGCUUUAGUGUUGUAGUUAUCCUGACACACACAUUUGACUGUACAGUUUAUAAAGACAUAAUGGAGGAUUCUUGCGUCUUUAUUUCUCCCCCUGCCCACUCCACUUUCUUUUGUCUUGCACUUGCAGCAUCUUUGCAUCACAAUGACGUGAAUACACGAUUGCAUCCCAAGAAAAAACAGAAACACUGGAGGUCCAUACACACAUUGAACCUGGGACACUGUGACUGGUCUGCACUGACAGACAGCAGUGUGCUACAGUGUGCAUGAAGGGUUGGAAACUUGCUGGAUGAUUGUUCUUCUAUAAGAAUGCAAACUCAACAAUGUGCCUCCGUGUAUCUGUCUCGUGUGAUCAAGCAGGCUUGUACUGGAACUAGAAGUGUUUUGUCAAACGCUUUAGAAUACAGCAUGAGUGUCUGGGUUCACUUCAACAGUUCAGUCUUCAAUCUUCACCAGAUUCAUUGUGAUGUAACAAUGUUUUGUAUUGUGUUCACCUCAUGAAGCGAUACUGAAGCCUGGUGCUUUUAAAACUAUUUUGCAGCUCGACUGUUCUAUGGAAGAUGACAGUGAAGUCGGGGGCUGACAGUGAAGUCGGGGACUGUCUUUAAAGUGCAUGCAAAUUGUGAUUUAAUUUGAAGCCUUUAAGCGUAUAAAGGAAUGAAGGAACAGACCAGGUAAGGGCUGCUACUUUGUCCAAAAGUCUAGUUAAAACAAAUUCAAACAAAUAAAUUGGAAUGCAA
This is a messenger RNA of Anarrhichthys ocellatus (wolf-eel), 2368 nucleotides long. Its product is annotated as proteasome activator complex subunit 3-like. The transcript has 10 exons. Gene Ontology annotation, molecular function: endopeptidase activator activity. Bases 109 to 879 code for a protein of 256 amino acids. Gene Ontology annotation, biological process: regulation of G1/S transition of mitotic cell cycle; regulation of proteasomal protein catabolic process; positive regulation of endopeptidase activity. Gene Ontology annotation, cellular component: nucleoplasm; cytoplasm; proteasome activator complex. The record is from RefSeq and is a predicted model, not a curated record. NCBI's taxonomy places the organism in Eukaryota, Metazoa, Chordata, Actinopteri, Perciformes, Anarhichadidae.